AUGAGUUUACAUUCCGCUAUUCGAGGAAAACUAAUAGCUGUUAUAGGAGAUGAAGAUACUUGUGUAGGAUUCCUCCUGGGGGGCAUCGGAGAAAUAAAUAAAAACAGACAUUCAAAUUUUAUGGUAGUUGAUAAAAAUACUGCUGUUUCUGAAAUUGAAGAUUGCUUUAAAAGAUUUGUUAAAAGGGAUGAUGUUGACAUCAUAUUAAUUAAUCAAAAUAUAGCAGAAAUGAUUCGACACGCCAUUGACAGUCAUUCACAACCCAUUCCAUCAGUAUUAGAAAUUCCAUCAAAAGAUCAUCCAUAUGAUGCUAGUAAAGAUUCCAUUUUGAGGAGAGCAAAGGGAAUGUUCAACCCAGAAGAAAUUCAGUAA
Messenger RNA from Pediculus humanus corporis (human body louse), 372 nucleotides. Its product is annotated as vacuolar ATP synthase subunit F, putative. Bases 1 to 372 code for a protein of 123 amino acids. Lineage: Eukaryota; Metazoa; Arthropoda; Insecta; Psocodea; Pediculidae. The transcript has 3 exons. The record is from RefSeq and is a predicted model, not a curated record. Gene Ontology annotation, biological process: proton transmembrane transport. Gene Ontology annotation, cellular component: proton-transporting V-type ATPase, V1 domain; membrane. Gene Ontology annotation, molecular function: proton-transporting ATPase activity, rotational mechanism.